This is a messenger RNA of Anthonomus grandis grandis, 1174 nucleotides long. RefSeq names its product protein phosphatase 1 regulatory subunit 42-like. The transcript has a single exon. The coding region runs from base 66 to 1097 and encodes 343 amino acids. Gene Ontology annotation, molecular function: protein binding. The record is from RefSeq and is a predicted model, not a curated record. Lineage: Eukaryota; Metazoa; Arthropoda; Insecta; Coleoptera; Curculionidae.
UAUUGAGGUUAUAAUAAUUUGUGUCAAAGUAGAGUUUAAAUAAUGGAUUUAUAGCAUUGUGAUAAAUGGAAAUUAGUAAAACGCAGAGCGAGGUAAAAAACCUUCAACUGAACAAGAAAAAAUCAACAAUUUAUGAUAAAGUAACUCAUCUAUAUUUACAAGAAAAACAUUUAUUAAAGAUCCCGAAAUUAUCUCAUUCUCAUGAGCUACAGACCCUUUACCUCUAUAGCAACAAUAUUACCAAGAUUGAGAAUUUAGAUGGAUUUACAAGUUUGACCAGCUUAUAUUUACAAGGUAACAAGAUUGAAAAAAUUGAAAACCUUAAUGAUCUACAUAAACUAAAGAAGUUAUAUUUGGGAAAAAACCAGAUUGGGGUCCUGGAGGGACUGGAAUGUAUUGAUGCUCUCGAAGAACUCCAUAUUGAAAAGCAAAACCUCAUUCACAAUACUCCAUUAUGUUUUGAUCCAAGAACUAUUAUCAGCAUAUCUCAGACCCUUCAAGUUCUCAAUGUAUCUCACAAUAACAUUUGCUCCCUUCAGUUUCUAGCUCCAUUAGAAAAUCUUACUGUCAUUGACGCAUCCUGUAAUGACUUGGAUGAUAUUAAAGAUGUUUGCAAGACUUUAAGAAAUUGGUUCUAUCUUAAAGAAGCGAAGUUUUCUGGGAAUCCAAUUAGUAAGAAGCACCGAUACAGGGAAGAUAUCAUUGCCAACACUUACCACCUUAACCUACUAGACAACAAAAGCAUCUCAGACUUAAAUAGAUGUUUUAUACGACGAUUUGAAGAAGGAAAAUUAAUCUGCAAGACAAAACCAAGCAUUAAUAUAGCCGAUGUGGUCCCUGGCUUACCAAAAAAUUACCCUACCACGUUACAGAAAGCCGCCUCUGCUUCCAUUAUGAAAGAAUUUCGAUGUAGACAGCUUGAGGAUCUGACAGCCUUCGAUGAUGCUGAGCCAGUUUACUUAUCAUGGAACUUAUUACCAAAACGUAAACCUCUAGUUGCACCACCUAGUCAGUCUCUUUUACGUGGACACAAAAUGGAGAGUCAGAAAAAUAUACUUGUGAGUAAGAGCACUAUUAAAGUCAGGAAGCAUUUUUAAAAAUCAUAAGAACACAAAGUCAAAAGUAUUUUUGUAAUAUUUAAAUCUUGAAUUUUAUAAAUUAAUAUUGAAACUGA